UUUUGUCCUCCACGAUUUCUCGCCGGUAAUUUUCCCCUCGCCCAAUCUCUCCUCCCGGAGCGGAGAAUCGGUGCCGGAGCUCUGCGCGCUCCGACGAGCUUUUCCUCGGAUUUUUCCCUUCUUCCCGGUCGCCGUCGGCAUCGCCAUCGCAAGCAGUGUUUGUGAAACAGCAACACCUGAUGAAGUUCCGCAAAGGUGUCAAGGUGGAGGUGCUACAGAAGGCGGAGGCACCGUUCGGUUCCUGGAGGCCUGCCACCAUCGUUUCUGGCAAUGGGCACACCUAUCUUGUAAGCUAUGAUGAACGUCCUUUCGACGGUGGUGUAGACGUGGAAAGGAUUCCAAGAAAGGCGUUGAGGCCUUCUCCACCGCCCUCAGAUGGCCAGGUGUGCUGGGUCCCAGGCGACAUCCUUGAAGUCUUUGACAGCUAUUCAUGGAAGGUUGCGGAAGUCGUGAGAUUGCUUGGUCAGGAGUUUUAUCUCGUCAGGCUCCUCGGAUCCUCCCAAGAAAUGAGAGUACACACAUCCAAUCUUAGGGCAAGGCAGCUUUGGCAAGACGGCGAUUGGGUUGCUCUUCCAAAGGAUUCUGCAAGAUGUGCUGGUGGUUCACUUAGGAGUCGGACAAAAGGUGGAAACUCAGGGGGCAGUCAUCUUCUGCUGAAGGACAAGGUUGUGUUGGAGGGCAAUAUGUCUCGAGGCAUCAAGAGGAAAUCAUCUGCUGCAUCAGCUUUCCCUAUGCAGCGCAGUGAAGUUACUAAGAAGUUUCAGACUUCUCACAGAGAUGGAAGACGCCAAUAUCUUGGUCCUGGAGAUUCUCUUCGUUUGAUGGAUAAGGUAGAUGCUGUUGAUUCCCCAUGCUUAAUGCUGGGUGAAAAAUGCAUGCAUGAUUCCUUAAAUAACAGAGCUAAUGGUUUUCCUAAAACAAACUUGGCAGCGGUUAACACUUAUGUUGAUUAUCAGUAUCCUGCUGUAACAACUCAAGACCGCGAUACUGAUAGUGCCGCAUCCUCUGUUGGUAGUUGCAGUCCCUACGGUAGCCCCUAUAGGCCAGCACAUCCUCAAGAGUAUGACAGUGAAGAUAUCUGUAGUAGGAAUGAUGACAAUGAUGAUGAAGCUUCUACAUCUGGAAGAGAAUCACCUCUUCCAAUGGAAGGAGGUCUCAAGGAAGAAACCCAUCUGCUUGAGUUGCAUGCUUAUCGUGCAACAAUGAUGGCACUAUAUGCUUAUGGAUCAAUUAGCUGGGAGCAAGAGGCUUUGAUGACUAAUCUGAGGCUUACACUGAACAUCUCAACUGAUGAACAUUUAUCAGAGUUAAGAAAUCUGGCUUUCUCUUCAGUUUGUUCUAGAUAGCCAUAUUAAACAGUUACAAAUGAAGAGACUUAGAAUUUGGUUGUUAUGUUGUCAUACCACUUACUUUAGAAUAGUGGAAUUAUGGUUAGUGUGGACUAUGAAGAUACCAUUCACUUGUUGGAGUACUUGACGCUCUGUAUUAAUCAUGUAGAAAGGGGGAACUUUUGUACAAUAGUUUCCUUAAUUUGUCAAUGCAACUUUUGCCCCCACUGAGUCAAGUUUUUUUUUUAAUUGAACCAACUGUCUUCUCAAUUCAUAUUAUCUUGUAUUGGUUUUGUGCCGCUGUAAGAAAGCCCUUGACAUGUGGUAUUAGAAUCCCCUUGAUGGUACCAUGUUAUACCCCUUUAAAGUCUGUGAUAAGUUGUUGUAAUUCAGUGACAUAACAUGGCAAUGAAAUUUCAGUUCUGCUAGUGUUCAGCAAACAACUUUCAUGUAUUCAAUUUGUUACUUGAACUUGAACUAGCCUAUUUUACCAUGCUGAUGUAUUUUCCACCUUUGCUAGAUCUUCUGUUUAAUUGUGCAAAGAUGGAGCCAAUACUCCAAAUCUCCAAUGUAGGCAAAGCACCUUUAGUUAACUGUAUCAGCAUGUGUAACCUGACAGUUGACCAACAUCCUAGCUUGUAAAACACCUUUGCUCACAGCAUUAGAAGCCAUCACUAAAUUUGGAUGAUUUGUUCUCCCUUUUCCGGUGGUGUGAAAUUGCAACAGAAAUAAUAGGGAAAGAUGUCAUCUGAUGCUUUUCAUGCAUUUUCCAGGGCCGAAGUUGGAGGCUUGUAAAGCAUCCUUCGUUAGGUCUGUGUUGAUGGAGGAGUUUGUCACAUGGUUUAUGUGGUGAUCAAUGUGGCAACAUUUCCAUCAAACCUUGGUUGGUAUCUAUUUUAUUUUUUCGUUUUAUUGUCUUUCUUUUUAGCUUCUUUUCUGGCUCUACUAGCUUUGUUUUUGCAAGGAUACUGUUCAGGAAAUUUUGUUUGACAAUAGUGAACAAAUAAGUUAAUUGUACCAUUCAACAUGCAGUAGUAUGUUUGCAAACAAUAAUGCUAAUGUCAGUACAGAGAACCACUAACUUUUUCGUCACACUUUAUUGGAAUUUCGGAUAACUGUAAUUAGUUUUGAUAUAUUCUUAGGUUGGUAAAAGAAGUAAUUGGUUGUCAUAAUUGCACAAUGUGCUCUCUUUGGUUAAUUUCCAUAUGAAUAGAGGUUUGAUUAAGUCGAAAAGCUCAAUAAGCAUAGGCAUGGUGCUGGAUUUUAGGUUGAUAAAUUUAGAUAUCAGUCAUACCACGCAGAAGUGUGCGAUUUGUUGAAGUAGCCUUACAGAGAUCUAUCUUGGUCACAGUACUCUUGAAAUGGUAGGUCUCGGAAGCUCAUCUGUAAGAGUUAAUAGCUGGUUUUUGCUUUGCAAGAGUUCAUAUCGGCCAAAAGAUUAUGUGGAGUAUUCUGAGAAAUAAGGGAGAGUACCCUUAAUGAUAGACUUAUUGGCUUUGGGCAACGUGGGCGGUGAUCUAAAAAAGCUGAUUACUUGAUGUGGACAGUGAGAGGUAAGUAGGCAUAUUGUUAACCCUCAGCCCUCAGAAGUUCUACGGUUUGUUAAUUUCCUGACACAUGGUCUAUCCGUGUAUGUAAAGUGCUUCUCUGAAAGGUGCUGGCUGGGAUGUUACUAUAUGAUAUUUUAUUUCCUUACAAGCACUUAGGGAGGCUAAUUUUGUAUUCAAUAAAUGUAAAGUACUCUGAAAUAUAGUGCUCCUCGGAUUUGUUUGGGUCUUUUACGGUUUUACCUACAUGUCCUUUUAGUUAGUCUCUCAGUAUAAGAAAAUCCUAAUCUGUCAGUGUCCUUCUGAUACUUUUGUGUUCAAGAACAUUGAGAUGUUUAUAUUACUUUAUGUCUGAUGGCAAUGCUUGUCAAUCCUCAUCCUCCUACCUCAUUUGCUGGUAUUACUGAUUCUCCUUUUCUCUUUGCAAGUAUGUUUGUGUGUGGUGUUGUGACAAUAAUGGUUCAGUUUAUGAUAUGUUACACUAUUCAGUCUACCAGUCCCAAUACAACUGGCACAAUGCUUCUCAUUUAUACUUGUCUAAAAAUUAAGGAGUUGGAAAAAAUUGAUGGGAUAAAGUUGUAAUUUAUAGUAUACACUUGACCACUAACAAUGUAAGAUAUUUAACAGAAACAUAGAUAUCUGUUUCAGUCAUUUACCAGUUUUUGAACAUUUUCAAUUUCAUAGCUUAUAUCAAGGUGGCAAUGUAUGGGAAAUGCACUAUGUGGAGGAGGCUACGCCCAAAAUCCUUUUCACACAUAUUUACAAACUCUCUUCGAUGAAGUGUAAGAGCAUUGUUGGAUGUAUAACGUCUGUAUGGAGCAGCAUGUAAAUAGCACCUUGUUGUUUUCCAGGAAUUUUCUUCUGAAAGUUAUAUUUAAUCAUAACAAACAAUUGCUUGAAGUUUAAGUCGUUGAGAAUUUUUUUUUCUGGUUCUUCUUUUUGUACACAAAGUUUGAGGUACAAGCCGACUAGGCUCCACAUGACUCUCUAUUGCACUUUUUCUUUAUAAGAAUUGAUAGAUUAUGUGGACAUCGCUAUAUUUCAUGGAACAGUUGGAGUUACUGGAAACUCCUGUUGCUUUCAAAGAAGAACUGAGGUCUUGCUAUAUUUAUACUUAGCUGAUGUUAUUCAACUCUCCAUUAUUCUAUUGGCGACAUUGAGGUCAAAACGCCUGUUCGUUUCAGAGACGAAAACAGGAGGGUGCUUGGUUCCAGUUUGUUGGUGAAAAACUAUAAUCAUUACUGACCAAGAUUGAGAACUUCACAAUUUUUAUUUGCUACAUUUAAUUGUAAGGCAAUUCGGCAUGAAAAUUUAAUUUAGAGAGAAACCAGAUGAAUCCAAUCUGGUACCCAAGAAAACUGCCACCUGGGCUGUUCAGAUUUACCAAGUAGUAAUUUUCUGAUUUUUUUUGACUUGUAAUUUUCUGAAACCUAGGUCACUAGGUGGCAUGGUAAGUCGGGAUUCAAUUAAAUACUUAACAGAUUUUCCAUUUAAAAUAAUUAUUUAUUGCUGCCUUAUAGACACAGGUCAUGUAAGUGAAGGCUUGGGCAAUUAUUAUCUACUAUCUGUAAGACUGUAACACGAAUUGUUCAAACUGGAAGUAUUGAUGUUCUUUAUACACCAAUGAAAAUCUGAUUACUUCAUUUUUUUUCAAAAUGAGAUCUUUUGAUUAUUUUCCCUUACGACUGAAUUUUUUGCUCAAGCUGUUAAUUCGUAACAAUAUUUUCCAUUGGGAAAAUAAAACUAACAGAUGAUUGAGGAUUGGGAUGUCAUGUCUACUUGAAUCCUAUGAGAAGAUGAAGUAUGUUUGAUUGUAGCAAAGAAAUUUUUCAUAAGGUGUGAACAAAUGUUUUUUUUUCCCAUGGGAUUUGCACUACGAGAUUCCUAUAGGAUUAGUUCCUAUUGGAUAUGUUCCUAUGAAUUAAACAACAUAUGUAGGAAAGUUUCCCAUAGGAUCCAAAUUAAUCCUAUGAAUCAAAGGAGCCCUGCUGGGGUUUUGUGCCAGCUAGAACUGUUAGCGAAGUUCUAUAGGUGAAAAGCCUAGAUGCAAUUCUGUAGUUAAUAUCAGGAGACCUUAUCAGAACAUGUUGGCCAAAGAAAACGGUCACUUUCUGUAUGUUUUUAGCCGACAUGUUGAUAUAGCAGGGUUGAUGUUCAUCUUAUUGCAGCUUUAUUUUGAUGGCACACUCUGGUGCGUUUUGGUAACCACAUUUGCAGGCUUUUCUAACAAAGGUGUGUACUAUUGCUUCAGGUGGUCUUAUUCUGAAGUUACGCCUGAUUGAAGUUGAGUUCCGUUUUCUCAUGUCAGCCCAAAGUCUUGGAGUGAGCUAUUCAGUAUUUAGUUUUUGCUUAACCUUCAAUUGUGUUUAUACAUUUCUUAUUUUAUUGCUUAUGAGCAGUUCUCAGAAUUUAGUUGGAUAUUUUUUAAUAUUUAUUGGUAAUGUUUUGAGUAGUACUAUAGCAAGUCAGUUGUCCUGGCAGCUUUAAUCUCUUGUCAUUGGUCUGGGCACCCUGAGUUUGCAGGUAGGAAAGAAGGCUUUUCCUGUCUAAUCUGUGAUCUGUCACUUUUUGGUUUGGAGCGUAUUCCUCCACUUCAUGCAUUGGAAUUCUGGUACAUAACAUGAUUAUUUCUUCCCUAGAAAUCGAGUUGAAAUGAAAUGAGUUGUUAGAAUCACUAUUUCAGAGUAUCCAUCUCUGCUUUGUUUGGGGACGCGUGUUUGUAUCCUUGUGGCUGGAUCUAGUAUUCUGGUGCAUUAGCAGAGCACCUGAAGCGAUGCUGUUCAUCAUGUAACACUUCUAGUAUUGGAUGGAUGUCAAUGGCACAGAAGAUAAAGCAGCUGCAGACAGGCCCAAGGAUAUCUGCCAGAUGGCUGGGAGCACUAUGAUCUGAAAUUUGUGAAGUCAGCCAUCAGUUAUCUAUCAGUGUACGGCGAGGUUGUUUCUAGCCAUGGUGCUUAUCCAUCCGAUGGUUCUCGUAGCCGGAUGCUAUAAUACCUGAGUUGUCUAAGUUUUGAGAUGGCUGUUGAGGUUCAUGACUGGACGCGGUACAUUCACUGCUAAGCUGAAGCUGUACUGCUUGAGAUGGAGAAACAUUUCACAUUUCGUCCAAUAUCAACUUUUCUGGUUGAUGUAAUGAUAUACAUGACUGGCAUUUGUGCCCAAAAAUUUGUAUCAUGGAUGGGAGAACUUUUCAUUAAAAAAGUUGGUAUUGA
Messenger RNA from Lolium rigidum, 6087 nucleotides. RefSeq lists its product as uncharacterized. Bases 180 to 1346 code for a protein of 388 amino acids. Lineage: Eukaryota; Viridiplantae; Streptophyta; Magnoliopsida; Poales; Poaceae. The transcript is spliced from 3 exons. The record is from RefSeq and is a predicted model, not a curated record.